GAGGAGCAGCGAGGGCAGAGUGAGGAUGAGGAGGAGGAGAGGAGGAAAGUGUUUGGGUGCGAGGUCUGCGGGCGUCGUUACAGGAGAGUAAUAUCGCUCCAGCGGCACAAGAGACUCGAGUGCGGAAAGGAGGCCCAAUUUGAGUGCAUUAUUUGCCACAGCAAGUUCAAGCACAAGCACAGUCUGCUGAGGCACUACCGGGUCCACCUCUCGUUCGCUAAUCCCGACAAUAAAUUAGAGCCGGAGGUCCACCAGCACCCCGGCGACUAA
Molecule: messenger RNA, 270 nt
Organism: Cotesia congregata
Lineage: Eukaryota; Metazoa; Arthropoda; Insecta; Hymenoptera; Braconidae
Source: the annotation of a GenBank genome assembly